Coregonus clupeaformis (lake whitefish) is the source of this 2396-nucleotide messenger RNA. RefSeq names its product tartrate-resistant acid phosphatase type 5. Bases 665 to 1636 code for a protein of 323 amino acids. Lineage: Eukaryota; Metazoa; Chordata; Actinopteri; Salmoniformes; Salmonidae. The record is from RefSeq and is a predicted model, not a curated record. Gene Ontology annotation, molecular function: ferrous iron binding; acid phosphatase activity; ferric iron binding. Gene Ontology annotation, biological process: bone resorption. The transcript has 7 exons.
GGAUUUAGACCGUAAAUAGGAGAAAUGUGAAAUGCAGGUAGACAGAGUUUUUCAACCUUAAUGCAUUCUCUUGGGUAGGUAGGUUAAGUAUGAUUGAAGCCUGAGCUGGGGUCACCUGAUGGGAGGAGACAGAAACGUGUCAACACAGAGGAUGAUACCUCUGGAGAAUGUGGGUAAAAGGUUACCUAGGUCAGAGUUCAAACAUAUCUUCAGAAAAUAUGUGUGUUCUGUCGUCCUCUGAAUUAACUCCAUACAUAAUAUUUUGUACAUUAAAUUUCAUAGAGUUAAGUUUGAUAAGAGCUGUGAUUUUACAGUAUAUCUUUGUUUUAUAAGGAUACUAGAGUUGCUCAUAUGUGUUUCAUACAGGCACAUAAUGUAAUGACUUUCCCAUUUGAACCUUGGCAUAGACAGCAGAGUCGUAAAAAAAAGGUACCUGAGCGUUACAUUGAACACGCCUUUGCACACCUCUGUCUUAAUAGGUGAAAGGUCAUUGACAUCCACUGGUACAGAGUACAGACUUUUGGGGCAUAGAACUCAAGUACACACGUGACUUGACCUGACCAUUCUUUCCAUGUUAAUCAUUAAAUCAAGAGACAUACUAAGGGAAGUUUUAUAGUUGGACUGUAAAUAUGUCUAGUAAUCUAUUCCUCUCCACCCUGGCAUAAUGGAUCGGUUGCAUCUGCUGCUACUGGUGUGCUUACAUUCAGUCUGGCCUCACUGCCAACCACUGGAUCAAGCAUCGCUGCGGUUUGUUGGGCUGGGGGACUGGGGAGGCCUCCCACUCUUCCCCUACUACACCCCUCAUGAGCAGGCCAUCGCUGAGGAGAUGUCCUGGGCGGCCCAGACUCUGGGACUGGACUUUGUCCUCAGUCUGGGAGACCACUUCUACAACAGUGGAGUGAAGGACGUGGAUGACCCACGCUUCAAGCACACCUUUGAGCGUGUCUUUUCUCAACCAUCACUGGUUGACAUCCCAUGGUACCUGGUGGCGGGAAACCACGACCAUCUAAAAAAUGUAUCUGCUCAGAUUGCUUACUCCAACAGAUCGGAGAGAUGGAGGUUCCCUGAGUUGUACUAUGAGCUCCAGUUCAAGGUUCCCCAGAGUAACGUGUCGGUGACCGUCCUGAUGGUUGACACCGUGGUGCUAUGUGGGAACACCUAUGAGGGCACCCAGCCCAAAGGAGAGGAGGACCCGGAGGCUGCUGCCAAGCAGUUAGACUGGAUCAACUCCAGACUGGCAAACAGCAAGUCAGAGUUCAUUGUGGUGGCUGGUCACUAUCCUGUGUGGUCCAUUGGUGAUCACGGCCCCACUAAGUGUCUUGUGGAUAGACUACGGCCACUGCUAAAGAAGUAUGAUGUCACAGUCUACCUGAGUGGUCAUGACCACAGUAUACAGUUUAUCAGAGAGGAUGAUGGGAGUUCCUAUGUGGUCAGCGGGAGUGGGGCCUUUACAGAAAUUUCCACUAAUAACAUCAACAGAUUCCCGUCUUCAUGGCAACGGUUCUCCAACGCUGUCAACCAUACAUCCGGGGGGUUCGCUUACUUUGAAGUCACAGAGAACAAUAUGACUGUCAGCUACAUCCAGACUGAUGGGAAAUGUGUUUACCAAACAGGACUGGCAAAACGCAAAGUCUGACACAGACAGAGGCAUCGUGAAAUAGUCAACAAUGAACUACAAUAGGCCUAAUAUGCUGACUGUAACUAAGAGUAUACUGUAUCUUUAAGCCAUUUACAAAACUGAAAACAUCUCCUCAUUCCAUUUCAAUUAAUCUUUUAAUCAAUUAAUUUUUUUUUUUUUUGCUUUGGAAUGUAAAAAAAAAUGUGUGCAUAAGAAUUCCACAGAAUUGUAAUUGUAAUGUAAGUUUUUCAAAAAAAUUACCAAAAAAAGAAAUUGUUUAACACUUUACGUUUUCUUGGACUGUAGAAAAAAAAUUUCAGAUGAUUUUCACAGAAUUGUAAUUCUAAUGUAAUUUUAAUGUUUUGAAUGUGUUAUAUUUUUCUUGAAAUCAAAAAACAAAACAAAUUGUGAAACUAAUAGUCAGUUGAAUGACCUGCAGAUGGUGCUGGUUAGACGCUUUUUGCAGGAACUACACAAGACUGAUGUCUGCUGUGAUAACGCUCAAGUUGCGUAAUCUUUCUCACCAGACAUAGUGACAUUAACAUAACAUUCCCCCACUACUCAACAAUGUCUCAUUUAAAAGAUAAACACAUUACCACAAAUUAAUGAUAAGACUUUAUUAUGAAAAUGCCAUUAAAAUCAAACAGUACCAUAUUACUACCAGACUCCACAGUUAUAAAAGUGUUUAAUUUUUCUUUGAUUAUUUUCCAUCAUGUUUUGUCAUCUAACUGUUUGGUAUACACUGAGUGUACAAAACAUAAAGAACACCUUCCUAAUA